This is a messenger RNA of Aedes albopictus (Asian tiger mosquito), 1402 nucleotides long. RefSeq names its product cAMP-dependent protein kinase catalytic subunit beta-like. Lineage: Eukaryota; Metazoa; Arthropoda; Insecta; Diptera; Culicidae. The transcript is spliced from 4 exons. The record is from RefSeq and is a predicted model, not a curated record. Bases 105 to 1343 code for a protein of 412 amino acids. Gene Ontology annotation, biological process: protein phosphorylation. Gene Ontology annotation, molecular function: ATP binding; protein serine/threonine kinase activity. Gene Ontology annotation, cellular component: nucleus.
AUUCCAGUUUCUCAACGUGCUAUACGAUAGCAAGAUUGGCUUCUUACACGUUUCUCGUUCCGAGAUAUACAUACACAUCAUCCAGCACCAACUUGUAGCAAGCCAUGCCACGAUGGGAACGAUGGGAGCAAUUCAAACGUCAGAUCUUUGCCCGCCGUCGUCACGCCAAGCCAAAGAUUAUGUCCGAGGCGGCAGUCAAGUCGACCACUACCACGGUGGUGAAAAGCUUUGCAUCCACCAACGUCAAGGCCAGCAGCCCAUCCGCGGCUCAAGCGGCCAGCGGUAGCCGAACUACAACUAAGAAAUUUUCCCACACCAGCGAUUACAAGCAGAUUCUGAAUCGGCUGAAAGUGGAUUUUGAAAAGCGAUACAACAACGUAAAAGCCUCGACCGAUGGGGGCCUGCAGGAUUACGACGUGCUGAAAACGCUCGGUACGGGCGCAUUCGGGGUUGUGAAACUAAUACGUAAAAAGAACACCGAGGAGUACUCAGCGCUGAAGAUUCUCUCCAAAGAGAAGAUCGUCCGCCACAAGCAGCUGCAGCACACGGCCAACGAAAAACGGAUAUUGCAAAGCGUGGAGUUUCCAUUUCUGGUAAACAUGGAAUGCUGCUUCAAGGAUAAUUCCUUCAUCUAUCUGGUGAUGCCGUUCGUUUGUGGUGGUGAGAUGUUUGCGCUGCUAAGGAAGUCCAAACGCUUCGGCGAGGAGCAGGCUAAGUUCUACGGGGCUCAGGUGGCCCUGGCCAUCGAGUACCUGCACCAUAUGAAUCUGAUCUACAGGGACCUGAAGCCGGAGAAUAUUCUGAUCGACACGAAGGGUUACGUGAAGAUAACCGAUUUCGGGUUUUGCAAGUUGAUUCGCGACCGAACGUGGACACUUUGUGGAACGCCCGAGUAUCUGGCCCCGGAGAUCAUCCAGUCCAAAGGAUACGGCAAGAGCGUCGACUGGUGGUCCUUUGGCAUCCUUCUGUACGAAAUGGCGGCCGGUUAUACGCCGUUCUACACCAGUUCCAGCGACCAUAUGGUGCUAUUUGAAAAGAUUUGCAAGGGAAAGUUCCGAUUCCCGGCGGGUUUUGGCAGUGAUCUGAAACACCUAGUGCAGAACAUUUUGCAUGCGGAUCUAACUAGGCGGUUUGGAAAUUUGAAAAACGGUGCCAAUGACAUCAAACAGCACGUCUGGUUUCGCGGGACGAACUGGAUCGGACUGAUGAAUGUAGAAGUUCCGGCCCCAUUCAUACCGAAGGUCAGCGGUCCUGGGGACACUUCCCAGUUCGAUGUCUACGAUGAACAAGAUUUGAAAGUAGCCUCAAAAUGUAUGUUUAUUAAGGAGUUUGCAGAUUUUUAAUUAAUGUUUUACUACUCGUACUUACAACAUGAUAAAGAUAUAAAUAUAACAUUUUCUUC